GUGGCACGCCACUAGUACUCUACGUCCACAACAAUACCGACCUUUCAAAUUAUGCCACCGCUGCCCAGUGAAAUCUACAGCGAGACUCUAGACCUAUUAUCUUCUGUGAGACGGCGGCAGAAAGAUCUUCUUGAAUUCCAGAUUCCACGUCUCAAGUCAUGUAACGAGUCACUACACAUUCAACAAAACCUGGCAACGGAGGUACGAGAGGACAUUGAGGUACUUGCACGACAGAUUGAGGAGUUAGAUAUCUCUGUUGAGGACCAGUGUAGUGACAAUGGCCGGAGAGAGCUGCGGAAGAUCGUAAACGAGCUAACAAAUUCCCUUGCAAGCAUAAAGAAGGAGUCUCGAGCUGCUCUUUUGAUUUCAAAGCGAGCUAUUGAUGCUCGAGGCUAUUCAAAUCGAGAGGAGCUUCUCCGCUCUUCAAGUUCAUCUGUCCAGGAGAAGCAGAUAUCGAACGGGGGAGCAGGAGACGAUGCGCUCAUGAAAGCCAAUAACGAUGUUACCGCAGCAUUGCAAAGGACUCUUGGUCUUAUGCAGAAAGAACUUGAACAGUCUGUGCUUUCAGCUCAAAUGCUGGAGUCCUCCACUGCGACGUUACGGUCAACUUCGACCACCCACGAUAUGCUCACGAACAUGUUGGGGACCUCUAAACAACUUAUAACAGCACUCGAAGACACAGACUGGCUCGAUCGUCUCAUUCUCAUAUUUGCACUUAGCUUCUUUUUCCUGGUCGUCCUGUUUAUCCUCUCACAGCGUGUUAUCGGCCGAGGACUGCAAAUUGCAUUUUGGUGGACACGCUUUAUCCCUUUCGGAAGUUCCUCCCAGGAUAUUGUUUCGGAGAAAGCCUCUUCUGUCGCUACGAGUUUUGCGGAUCAGCCCACGGUCCGUGAUUGGAAUGAUGGACAGAGUUUUGACCCAGAGUCACCACUUUCGUCGAUUAUAUCUACCAUAACGCGGACUAUAGAUACUUCUCCCACUGAAGUUGUCCACGUAGAACUUUAGAGAGUCGCUGCAGAACGUUUCAGCGAUAUAAUAUGGGAAAUUUUGUAUUUAUUUUCAGACGCUUGUCGCCACGCGAAAGCGGGUGGAGUGGGUAGUAGCUUGACCGGAAAAAUGUAUAGGUACUUUUAGUCGAGGUUAGGGUUAGAUUUCAAGCCGGACUUUCUCGCGUUCUUGCGGAGAACCACGCCUCUCGAGAGUGCUCCCAUGAAUAAAAUCCAUGUAUUCUUCCAGCUUUACACAGACCCUGUAGUUCUCUCCCCCCCGCAGUUCAUUUUAACACACAAGAAGUGCUCAAAAAUCGCAAUGGAUCCUGCAAAUAAUGCCUAUGUAUUUGGAUUUACCGCAAUGCCUCAAGGUAUGGCUCUGCCGCUCACAGAGCAAGGUCGCUUUUCAACCCCUAGCGGUCGCCAAGAUAAGAAACCGAGAUUGUUUUUGGAGGGCGCCUCUGGGAAUUCUGUUGAAGACGCCCGUGUUGUGCCGUGCCUCUUCGCCUGUGUGCCUCUGGAGCUACUCGCAGAGAUAUUGAUACUUACAAGAUCUCCUCGAGAUGUCUUGGCGGUAGCGCGGUGUAGCAAGUACUUCUGUGCGACGCUUGUUAACAAUCCUUCUUCUGAUUACAUAUGGCGGAAUGUCCGAAUGACUUGUUUGCCUCGACCUC
Serpula lacrymans var. lacrymans S7.9 is the source of this 1663-nucleotide messenger RNA. RefSeq lists its product as uncharacterized. The coding region runs from base 52 to 1005 and encodes 317 amino acids. Gene Ontology annotation, cellular component: SNARE complex; endoplasmic reticulum. Lineage: Eukaryota; Fungi; Basidiomycota; Agaricomycetes; Boletales; Serpulaceae. Gene Ontology annotation, molecular function: SNAP receptor activity. The record is from RefSeq and is a predicted model, not a curated record. Gene Ontology annotation, biological process: retrograde vesicle-mediated transport, Golgi to endoplasmic reticulum. The transcript is spliced from 6 exons.